This is a messenger RNA of Pseudocercospora fijiensis CIRAD86, 2067 nucleotides long. Its product is annotated as phosphoglycerate kinase. The record is from RefSeq and is a predicted model, not a curated record. Gene Ontology annotation, molecular function: ADP binding; phosphoglycerate kinase activity; ATP binding. NCBI's taxonomy places the organism in Eukaryota, Fungi, Ascomycota, Dothideomycetes, Mycosphaerellales, Mycosphaerellaceae. The coding region runs from base 148 to 1410 and encodes 420 amino acids. Gene Ontology annotation, biological process: gluconeogenesis; glycolytic process. The transcript has 4 exons. Gene Ontology annotation, cellular component: cytosol.
CGUCAGACUAUUGGAUACAGCCCACUUUGCAGGUAGCGGGGCAUCCAUCUUUUUCCGUUGAUCUUCAACAUCACAACGAACACGCAUUCGUUGACAGCGACGAAGCGACUGAACCUCCACAUUGAACACUUCUACAGAACUGCGAAAAUGUCUUUGACCAAGAAGCUUGCGAUCACUGACGUUGAUCUCAAGGACAAGCGCGUUCUGAUCCGAGUCGACUUCAACGUCCCACUCGACAAGGAGACCAACAGCAAGAUCACCAACAACCAGCGAAUCGUCGGUGCCCUCCCAACAAUCAAAUAUGCCAUUGAGAAGGGCGCCAAAGCCGUUGUGCUCAUGUCUCAUUUGGGCCGCCCAGAUGGCAAGCCAAACCCAAAGUACAGCCUGAAGCCAGUCCAAGCAGAGCUCGAGAAGCUCCUGGGUAUGAAGGUCACUUUCACCGACGACUGCGUCGGUCCCGAAGUCGAGAAGGUGGUGAAUGCACAGAAAGAUGGCGGUGUUGUCCUCCUGGAGAACUUGCGAUUCCACAUUGAAGAGGAGGGCUCAAGUAAAGACAAGGAUGGCAACAAGAUCAAGGCGGACAAAGCAGAUGUCGAGAAGUUCAGGAAAGGUCUCACUGCUCUGGGAGACAUCUACAUCAACGAUGCAUUCGGCACCGCACACCGUGCUCACAGCUCGAUGGUCGGCGUUGACCUCCCACAGAAGGCCUCCGGUUUCCUUGUCAAGAAGGAGCUGGAAUAUUUUGCUGCGGCGCUCGAGAACCCACAGCGACCAUUCCUUGCUAUCCUUGGUGGUGCUAAGGUCUCGGACAAGAUUCAGCUGAUCGAGAACAUGUUGGACAAGGUCAACUCGCUCAUCAUCUGUGGUGGCAUGGCUUUCACUUUCAAGAAGGUGCUCGACAACAUGAAGAUUGGUAACUCGCUCUUCGAUGAGGCUGGUAGCAAGAAGGUUGAGGAGCUUGUCAACAAGGCCAAGAGCAAGAAUGUUGAAAUCACGCUCCCAGUUGACUACAUCACUGCCGACAAAUUCGAUGCGAACGCCAACACUGGCUAUGCGGAAGACAAGGAUGGCAUCCAGGACGGCUGGAUGGGUCUUGACUGCGGCGAAAAGAGUAUCGAGCUGUACAAGAAGGCUAUCGACAACGCUAAGACGAUCCUCUGGAACGGACCUCCGGGUGUGUUCGAGAUGAAGAAGUUCGAGAACGGAACUCGCAAGACAAUGGAUGCCGCUGUUGCUGCCGCGCAAGCGGGCAAGAUCGUGAUAAUUGGUGGUGGCGACACCGCGACAGUCGCAGCACAGUAUGGUGUUGAGGACAAGCUCAGCCAUGUCUCGACCGGUGGUGGUGCUUCUCUCGAACUGCUCGAGGGCAAGGACCUGCCAGGUGUGAGGGCUCUCAGCGAGAAGCCAUGAAUGCAUGAUGGAGCGAGAUUGUGAGCAUAAGCUCAGCUUUGUCAUAUCGGUGCCUCUACCGGGACAUCAUUGCGCAGCACUAUAGUGAUACAACGUGCGCGAAAAGGCCCAGCGGCCCGAAUAUAGCUUCAUGUCGCCAUGCGCGGCGAAUCCUUUGAUAUCAUAGACGGUCAUGUCCCGCGCUCGAUGCUCAUUCGUGCUUCGGCUGUUUCUUUCUCUUGAGCCACCCUCUCUCCCCCCUCGCGUCUCCAUAGCUCUUUCUGUAUCAUGUUGCGGCAAGCUUGCCUUCGUACUCGUUCGAUCGCGUAAAGAUACGCAUCACUUAUUCGACAUCUUCUUCAACUCCUCUUUCAACUGCGUCGAAAACUCAUCAGUCGUGUCAUCAUCAUCCCAGCUCUCUUCCCACAGAUGUGUGUUGCCCGCCUGCUGUCCAACUUCUUCUUCCUUGGCCCAGUCUUCUACUGGAAAGUCCUCGAACUCAUCAUCUUCCUCGAGUUGCGCGGCGGGUUUCUGAGGUUGCAGAGGCUUCUCUUGGGUUUUUGCGUUGUCGUUUGCGAGACCGCCGCCGGCUUUGGCUGUUGCGCCGAGAUUCGAGCCGUCAGACAUGGUUUCGAGACGGUGACGUGGAGGAGGAGUUGUUGGUGUCGUUGUUAGGUA